UGCCAAACAGCCUGGACGUGUGCCAUUGGCAAGAGGCGAUGAAGGCGCAGCGGAAGCCAACCAAGACGGCGGCGAAAGCACCGGCGCGCCGCCGGCCCGAGUGGAACGCGUACCUCACCGACGCAGCAUCGUACCAGCUCAACCAGGACCAGCUUCUGAAGAAGAAGAUCCAGAUGCUGACCAAAAUCCCGACCGAGCUGCCCCGGCGCGCCAUGCCCGCGCCGGCCAUGCAGCGCGCCAUGACGGCGCCGCCGCAGCAAAGGGAUACCUUCCAGCACCACUUGCGUCGUCCACCCAUGCCGAUGCUCUCGGGUGAUCUCCAGAAGCAAGAACUGCAGCGCGAGAUCGACCGCAUGGACCAAAUGCUCGUGUCGCUCGAGCUCCAAGCCAACGAAUUCGACGAGAGCGCGGUGGCGAAUGAUGCGGAUCACGAGGUUCGCGCUCAUCAUGACGCUUACGAGGGCAACUAUCUCGGUGCUGACAACACAAUGGACACAACGACGGCGCAGCUCGAAGCGAGAGACACCAGUCACCACGUCAUGGCGCUUGUCGAGCAGCUCCAGCAAGAACUCCAGCGCGAACGCGACGCCCGCCUGCAGCAAGACCAAACCAUCCAGAAGCUCCACGAGGACUUGCAAUCGCUCACACAUGCGCAUACGGCUCUUCGCGACGACUUCAAGCAAGCGGUCAAGCACAUCGUCAAGCUCAAGCACACCGUGUCGCAGCUCUCGGGCGACUCAAAACCUGUGACGCCAAGCCGUCGCGACACCUCUACCUACGGCGUGCCCAACCAGGAGAACGUUGCUCCUGGCUACUACAAUCGAGAGAGGGCUAACUAAGAACAGAGGAGUUCGUUUGCGUUAUCUA
Saprolegnia diclina VS20 is the source of this 867-nucleotide messenger RNA. RefSeq lists its product as hypothetical. The transcript is spliced from 3 exons. The record is from RefSeq and is a predicted model, not a curated record. Lineage: Eukaryota; Oomycota; Saprolegniomycetes; Saprolegniales; Saprolegniaceae. The coding region runs from base 39 to 839 and encodes 266 amino acids.